Ananas comosus (pineapple) is the source of this 1045-nucleotide messenger RNA. Its product is annotated as short-chain type dehydrogenase/reductase-like. Bases 101 to 937 code for a protein of 278 amino acids. The transcript has a single exon. NCBI's taxonomy places the organism in Eukaryota, Viridiplantae, Streptophyta, Magnoliopsida, Poales, Bromeliaceae. The record is from RefSeq and is a predicted model, not a curated record.
AAUACAGUCAAAAUCCAAUCAAACUCUAUAUAAAUAAGAAAUAAAUCCUCACCAUGAUCCAUCACAAUUCAUUCAUACAUAAAAAGAGUUUAGUUUAAACAUGGCAUCUAAGCCAAACUCAUUGCAGCAGCAACGACACUCUUGCUCUUCUUCCUCAUCGGCGGCAGCAUCCUCGGUGUCGAUGCCGCUGAACGGCCGCGUCGCCGUCGUGACCGGAGCAUCCCGCGGCAUCGGUCGCGAGAUCGCCGUCCACCUGGCGGCCCUCGGAGCCCGGCUAGUUCUCAACUAUGCCUCCAAUUCCGCCCUCGCCGACGCCCUCGCUGCAGAGCUCAACGAAAAUUCACCCACUCUCCGCGCCGUCGCCGCCCGCGGCGACGUCUCCCACCCCGACGCCGCCCGCUCCCUCUUCGACAAAGCCGAGCAGGCCUUCGGCUCGCCGCCGCACAUCCUCGUCGCCUGCGCGGGAAUUCUCAAUUCAAAAUACCCGGCGCUCGCCGACACCACCCUCGACGACUUCGACGCGAUGUUCAACGUCAACGUGCGCGGCACCUUCCUCCUCCUACGCGAGGCAGCGAACCGCAUGGUUCGCGGCGGCGGGGGGAGGAUCGUAACGUUCUCAUCGUCAAUCAUGGGGACGCUGCUCCCGGGGUACGCGGCGUACACCGCGACGAACGGGGCGGUGGAGGCGAUGACGCGGAUACUGGCGAAGGAGCUGAAGGGGACGGGGAUCACGGCGAACUGCGUGGCGCCGGGGCCAGUGCGGACGGAGCUGUUCUUGGCGGGGACGGACGAGGAGUUCAUCAAGGAUGUGGAGAAGAGGAGCUUGGGAAGGAUCGGGGAGGCCAAGGAUGUGGCGCCGGUGGUGGGGUUCUUGGUCAGUGACCAGGCCGAGUGGGUCAACGGCCAGGUGAUUAGGGUCAACGGAGGCUUUGUUUGAGUGAGACCUAAUUACUUUCCAUGCAGGAGUGCUGCGUGUACAUCUUAAAUUAUUCGAUAAAUAAAGUCUAAAUAUUAUAUAUUUAUUUUUCUGUAGUUUAUAAUAUCA